Selaginella moellendorffii is the source of this 512-nucleotide messenger RNA. RefSeq lists its product as uncharacterized. Lineage: Eukaryota; Viridiplantae; Streptophyta; Lycopodiopsida; Selaginellales; Selaginellaceae. The coding region runs from base 44 to 394 and encodes 116 amino acids. The record is from RefSeq and is a predicted model, not a curated record. The transcript has 2 exons.
UCAAGGCAUAUUCUAGGGCUAGGGUUUUUGGAGCUCGCGAGCAAUGGGGGGCGAUCCAUCGCAUGGCGCGGCUUCUUCUUCGGGGCAUCAUCCACCGCAGGGGCACAAGGGAUGGCCGGAGCACUGGCCCAAGGAUUACUCGGGAUGGAACGACGACAUCUGGACGCCAUUCGGCGGCCCCUACUGCAAUCCCAGGAAUUGGCGCCGCAACACCGCGCUCACGCUGCUAGGGAUCUUCCUGAUUUGCAUCCCAAUCGCCCGGCUCUCGGCGCGCCUCGAGCAACGCCCAGUGCCGCCGCAUUUCCCGAUUCCCUCGCAGCUCUGGUGCAAGAAUUUCGGGCCGCCGUUGGAUCAAGACGAGGAGGACGAGGACAGCAAGAUCAGGCUCUCGUAGAGCAGUGGUGGAAGCCAAUAAGUUUUUCCAUGUAGCCACGUGGACGGCUGAGAUUUGGAACUUCUCAAACGAAGCGCGUAGAUUAGGAGUUCCGGGAUAUUCUCGAAAGCUCCAGAAA